Molecule: messenger RNA, 909 nt
Organism: Perkinsus marinus ATCC 50983
Lineage: Eukaryota; Perkinsozoa; Perkinsida; Perkinsidae
Product: thiamin pyrophosphokinase, putative
Exons: 9
Biological process (GO): thiamine diphosphate biosynthetic process; thiamine metabolic process
Molecular function (GO): thiamine diphosphokinase activity; thiamine binding; ATP binding
Source: RefSeq, a predicted model, not a curated record
AAGUCGUCGGUCCGGCCGCUAGCCGUGAUCGUUUUGAAUUCGCCCUUGCCUAGAUCGGCAGUCAUGAGGAACUUAUGGGAGAGCGCUGGGGUCCGUAUAUGUGCUGAUGGUGGCUCCAACAGACUCCACGACCAGUUCAGCGGUCGGCUAGUGCCCGACGUGAUCAUUGGGGAUUUCGAUUCAGUACGACCAGAAGUCAUCAAGAAUUUCCAAUCUUUUAAGCUCGGCUCGCCACUUCAGGUCAUCAGGUGUUCUGACGAGUGCAACACAGAUCUGGAUAAGUGCAUGCUAUAUGCAGCCUACCAUUACGGCAAUCAUCGAGAUGAGUUUUUCGGGAGUGACAGUGUCGAUCCCUUGGUUGCUGUUGCUGGAUCGAUAAACUAUGCCGGUCGACUGGACCAUACGUUUUCCAUUGUUAACUCACUGUUAACGGCAACUCGAGGGCGCUCUAAAGAGAGUGCAGGCGAGUAUGCGGUUCACUUUCCAAACAAGUUCCGACCGAUUCUCUUCGACCCCGAUUGCCUCGCUAUGAUCCUCCCAGCUGGUGAGCAUUCGUUACAUUUGGGCAGACCGGAAUCUGUACGACCGAACAAUCGGUAUUACGCUGGGCUGUUGCCCGUGGAAGGUCCAGUACGGUCCUGCACCACAGAGGGGCUGAGGUGGAAUUGUGAGGAUUAUAGACUGGAAUUUGGAGGUAUUAUUUCCUCAUGCAAUCAGAUCAGUGAAACGACAGAGUUGAUCAAAAUAGUAAAUUCCGAUCCUCUACUGUUCACUAUGACUCUCGAGAGCGAGCAGUGUUCGUCGAAAUCCUCAUCCUCGAAGCGUGUUGACAGUUCUGGUCCAAUUGAAGGUUUCAAAAGUUUCUAUGCAUCCGUUACCGGCCGUGACGAGAUCAGAGCACCCGAGUGA